Messenger RNA from Soboliphyme baturini, 1257 nucleotides. The record is from the annotation of a GenBank genome assembly. Lineage: Eukaryota; Metazoa; Nematoda; Enoplea; Dioctophymatida; Soboliphymatidae.
AUGUACUGCGCCGUGCUGCAAGACAGUCAGAUUUAUCCGCAGUUGCAUACCGAAAUGGCUGUGGUAGAACAGCUUCUGUCGGCGAGGGAAAAGGCGUUAAGCGCAAACGCACGACCGCCGGCCAUCAUCCUCCAAGGCGGACAACAUGUCUCGACGCCCAUGGAUUACCCUGCUCGACCUUUUGACCUCUGCGUUGUCAGAGUAUACAACAGCGCGGACGGCAAUUCGGUACUGCUGACUGUUAGGAUCGAUGACACCGCAGCGAAGGUCAAAGGCGCGGCCGCUCAAAAGUUCGAAAUCAGCGACGGGGAUGAAACGGAAUUGGCAGAAAUCAAAUCCAACGGGGAAAAAGCCAUAUUUACUGGCAACGAAAAGAGUGUGGCGUCAAUGCAGACCCCAAAUGGACGACUGUAUCUGCUACACAAAGGAAAAGGGGACAUGAUGGUGAGUAAGACGCUUGAAACUUGUGAGGUUUCACGAGUCAGUAACCUCUGCUUCGACGAAACGACGUACGUGUCAACGCUGGAGGAAAUAAACAGCGCUGAUUUUGCACAGUACCUUCUGAUGUAUCACUGGCAACUGUUCCUGAACCUCCACGAAUGCGAACUACUGUACCAGACACUUGGAAGAGAGCACUUUCCCGGGAAAGUGUCCAUAAAUUUGGACCUUCUCAUCAGAAGGUUCAACGAGCUUCAGUUCUGGGUCAUCACCGAAAUACUGCUUUGCAGCAACCUAUCAAAGCGGGUCAACUUGCUGAAGAAAGUCAUUAAAAUUGCCCUACAUGCAAAGACCAACCAGGAUUUGCUAAGUUUCUUUGCCAUCGUACUUGGGAUCAGUAAUGUUGCGAUCAGUCGACUCACUCAAACAUGGGAGAAGCUGCCUACAAAAUUUCGGAAAAUGUUUUACAACUUUGAAAAUUUGCUGGAUCCGUCUAGAAACCAUCGUGCCUAUCGACUGUUUGUUUCAAAAAUUACGUCACCAGUUAUACCGUUCAUUCCUCUGCUGCUAAAAGAUCUACUAUUCGCACACGAGGGCAACAAGACGUUCUUCGAAGGGAUGGUCAACUUUGAGAAGAUGCAUAUGAUUGGCCAACCACUGAGGAACAUUCGCAGAUACAAAGAGCCGAUGGCUGCCGAAAACGCGUCGAUGCGGUUGGCCCCAGAAAUACUAAGAAGCAUCCGUAACUUCAAAGUGAUCGACAACCAACGGCAUUUUCUGUACCUUUCGGAAAAGCUUGAGCCUAGAAAAAGUCGCUAA